ACGAGUGAUCCAGAACCCUGCAGAAUGAAACACACUGAAGAUCCUGAAGAACAAAGAGACCUGAUGGAAGAGAGCGAGGAGAGUGAAGAACUGAGUGAAGGGGAGGAGGAGCAUCAUGUCCAAGCUGGAGAAAAACCUUUGAGUCGCUCAAAGACUAAAAAGACAUGUCUAAAGAAAAGAAGAGCCAAGAAAUCUUUCACCUGCACUCAGUGUGGAAAGAGUCUCAAAAGCAAAUCUAGUCUUGAUGGUCACAUGAGAAUCCACACUGGAGAGAGACCGUUCAUGUGUGAUCAGUGUGAAAAGAGAUUCUUAAGCAAAGGUAAUCUUAAUGCUCACAUGAGGAUCCACACCGGAGAGAAGCCGUACUCAUGUGAUCAGUGCGACAAAACAUUUGCUAGUGCAUCAGAGCUGAAGUCACACCUGGUAGUUCAUAUGAAGGAGAAGCCGUAUUCAUGUUCUGUGUGUGGAAAGAGUUUUUCACGGCUGCAAAGUUUAAAACUGCACCAGAGAAUUCACACUGGAGAAAAACCUUACAAGUGUUCACACUGUGACAAGAGAUUCAAUCAAUCAACAAAUCUGAAAACACAUGAGAGGAUCCACAGCGGAGAAAAACCGUACAAGUGUUCACACUGUGACAAGAGAUUCAGUCAGUCUGCAACUCUGAAAAAACAUGAGAGGAUCCACACUGGAGAAAAACCUUACAAGUGUUCACACUGUGACAUGAGAUUCAGUCGAACAGAACAUCUGAAAACACAUGAGAACGUACACACUGGAGAAAAACCUUACAAGUGUUCACACUGCGACAAGAGAUUAAGUGACUCAUCAUCUCUGAAAAGACAUGAGAGGAUCCACAGCAGAGAGAAGACGCACACGUGUGAUCAAUGUGGAAAGAGUUUCUCUUCUAAAACUCACCUGAAGAUACACAUGAUGAUCCACACCGGAGAGAAGCCGUUCUCAUGUGAUCAGUGCGGGAAGAGUUUCAUACAAAAAGGAAGACUUAAGGAACACAACAGAGUUCAUUCAGGCGAGACACCUUACAAGUGUUCACACUGCGACAAGAGAUUCAGUCGAUCAGAACAUCUGAAAAGACAUGAGAGGAUCCACACUGGAGAGAAGCCGCACACGUGUGAUCAGUGCGGAAAGAGUUUCACAGAUAAAGCAUAUCUUACGGGUCACAUGAUGAUCCACACUGGAGAGAAGCCGCACACGUGUGAUCAGUGCGGAAAGAGUUUCACAGAUAAAGCAUAUCUUACGGGUCACAUGAUGAUCCACACUGGAGAGAGACCGUUCAUUUGUGAUCAGUGUGGAAAGAGCUUCACUAAAUCGGCACACCUUAAGGAACACAUAAACAUCCACACUGGAGAAAGGCUGUACACAUGUGAUCAAUGUGGCAAAACUUUUUUGUCGAAUUCAGCCCUGAAGACACACCUGAGAGUUCAUAUGAAGGAGAAGCCGCAUUCAUGUUCUGUGUGUGGAAAGAGUUUUUCACUGCUGCAAUAUUUACAAAUACAUGAGAAAAUUCAUACUGGUGUGAGAGAGUACAUGUGCUUUGAGUGUGAGAAGACUUUUACUACAGCAAAGAGUUUAAAACUGCACCAGAUUAUUCACACUGGAGAAAAGCCGUAUCACUGCACUGCCUGUGGGAAGCGUUUCAAUCAUCCAUCUUCUCUACGCAAACAUACCAAACAUCACUGUAAGUAG
This is a messenger RNA of Rhinichthys klamathensis goyatoka, 1701 nucleotides long. RefSeq names its product gastrula zinc finger protein XlCGF57.1-like. Gene Ontology annotation, molecular function: RNA polymerase II cis-regulatory region sequence-specific DNA binding; DNA-binding transcription factor activity, RNA polymerase II-specific. Lineage: Eukaryota; Metazoa; Chordata; Actinopteri; Cypriniformes; Leuciscidae. Gene Ontology annotation, biological process: regulation of transcription by RNA polymerase II. The record is from RefSeq and is a predicted model, not a curated record. The transcript has 4 exons. The coding region runs from base 25 to 1701 and encodes 558 amino acids.